AUGGUCCUUGCUGGUAACAACAUGCUUGAAAUACAAGUUGUCAAACAGCAUCUUGAUAAGAUUUUUAAGAUCAAGGACUUAGGUCCACUUCAUUUCUUCUUAGGCUUUGAGAUUGCACGUUCUCAAAGAGGGAUUAUUUUAAAUCAGAGGAAAUACACAUUAGAAUUGUUAGCUGACAGUGGUGUGAUUGGUGCCAAGCCUGUCUCUACUCCAAUGGAAGCCACACUUCGAUUAUCUCAGAACCAAGGAGAUUCUUAUGCUGAUGCUGCAUCCUACCGUAGGCUAGUUGGACGCCUCCUAUACCUCACAAAUACAAGACCUGAUAUCUCUUUUGCUGUACAUCAAUUGAGUCAAUUUGUUGCACAUCCUAUGCAAUCUCAUUUUGAUGCUGAGCUUUGCAUAUUAAAGUACCUAAAAGGAUCUCCAGUCAAGGGACUUUUCUUCCCAUCUCAUAAUUCUCUUGUUCUUACAGGAUUCACAGACGCCGAUUGGGCCACAUGCCCUGACACUCGUCGUUCUACUACAGGGUUCUGUGUCUUCCUUGGAUCAUCAUUAAUUUCUUGGAAAUCUAAGAAACAAACUACAGUUAGUCGUUCAUCAGCCGAAGCAGAGUAUCGCCCGUUGGCCACUUUGACUUUUGAAUUACAAUGGCUUACAUAUCUUCUUCAUGAUUUCCAUGUUCCAGUUACUAGUCCAGCCAAGGUGUAUUGUGACAAUCAAGCAUCCAUUCAUUUGGCUCAUAAUCCUACAUUCCAUGAAAGAAGCAAACAUAUAGAGUUGGAUUGUCAUUUGACUCAUGAGAAAAUUGCUCAAGGCUUGAUUCACUUGCUUCCAAUUUCAACUAAGCACCAGCUAGCAGAUACAUUCACCAAAGCUCUUCAUCCUGCUCCUUUUCAUACUUUGUUGUCCAAGUUGGGACUUUAUGACAUAUACCUCCCAACUUGA
Messenger RNA from Gastrolobium bilobum, 945 nucleotides. RefSeq lists its product as uncharacterized. Lineage: Eukaryota; Viridiplantae; Streptophyta; Magnoliopsida; Fabales; Fabaceae. Bases 1 to 945 code for a protein of 314 amino acids. The record is from RefSeq and is a predicted model, not a curated record. The transcript has a single exon.